ACAAAUUUGGUGCGAAACAAUUAUUUUUCUUACUAUUUAAAGAAGAGACACUUCGCUUCACUUCAUUUAAUAAGUGCUCCAAUCAUUAUUCCAGCGAUGAUGAAAGCAAACCAGAAAGCGAAACCACACGCGCCACCGCGUCCUCUCUUCUCCUGUGGCUUCUUCCGCCGCUGCACACAGUACGUCCUCAGUCCAACCUCUCCUCACCGUAAGCCAACCACCACCCCUUCCUCCUCUUCAUCCUCAUCAACCUCCACUUCUCAAAGCUUCACUCAAUGGCGUUUCCCGCAUCACGCUGACCAAACUCCAUCCACCGUCACUCUUCCUCCCACUCCUCCUCCUCCGCCGCCUCUUCCGGUCGCCACCACUCUCCAAGAAACCUUCCAGAUCGCUGAGCUUCACCUCGCAUCAGUCUCCGAGUCCGACAAGCUCCUCGCUCUUCAGCUGCUCGAGCGAGUCGUCGUACCUGACCUGCCGUCGGAUCCGACUUGUCCUCCGGGUCUCAUGCGAGGCCUCGUCUCUUGCCUCCGCAGUAACAACAUCGUAACCGCCAAAUACGUCACCAAGAUCCUCCUCGCGCUCUGCCUCGCCGAAGGUAACCGCCACGUGGCGGUCGAGGCGGGAGCCGCUCGAGCGGUGGUGGAGACUGCGGCGGGGUUAGAGAUCUCUGCGGUGGAACGCGCAUUAGCUGCGCUUGAGCUCAUGUGCACGACGGCGGAAGGCGCGGAGGAGGUUCGUAGUCACGCGAUGACGGUGCCGGCGAUGGUGGCGGUGAUGGCGAGACUGGCCGGGAGGGGGAGAGAAAACGCCAUAAGCAUACUUGCGGUGGUUUACGGAAAGGGAGGAUUUGACGGCGAAGGGAUUACGGUGGCGCCGGCGGAGGAAGUGGCGAGGGCGGUGGCUCUGGCGCUUGAAGGAGAGUGUACGGCGAGAGGGAGAAGAAAAGGGGCCCACCUGUUGAAGACCCUUGAGGAAUAUGGACGGUUAGAUUUGAGUCAGAAUGGGUCAUGAGAAAAAUAAGAUCUAACGGCUGAGGUUAUGUCAGAUAAAAUAAUUCUGAAAGCUAACUUAGUGUCACGGGCUUGUUGUUCUUUUGUUAAAGAAGUGUGGGCCUCGGCCUCUGUCUCCCCCUUUCUAUGUGCAUAAUGCAUAAUAUGAAUUGUUUUUCCUAAAUAAGUUUUCAACGACGAAAUUAAAUUACUAGAAUUACUGCUGAA
Messenger RNA from Brassica oleracea var. oleracea, 1217 nucleotides. RefSeq names its product U-box domain-containing protein 25-like. NCBI's taxonomy places the organism in Eukaryota, Viridiplantae, Streptophyta, Magnoliopsida, Brassicales, Brassicaceae. The record is from RefSeq and is a predicted model, not a curated record. The coding region runs from base 97 to 1011 and encodes 304 amino acids. The transcript has a single exon.